AUGGGGCGCGUUCGGACAGUCGCUGGAGAGGAGGUACUGACGGAAGAGGAGUUCGCUACAUGGUGGGAGGAGCACCACCUGCAACGUGACAGCUUUGUAAAUGCGCUUAGGCGCCGAGUGGCAGGACAGAUGCAGAUCAGAAACUUUCGGCGUCUCGCCUUGAUCUGCGGGGAGCAGGUGUUGGGAGCAGGGAGCCCAUGGAUGGAUGCAGAGAUGGUGGCCGUUGUUCGGACGUACAGCACGGAUGGCCAGGAUGACUUGCUGCACGCAGCGCGCAACGGUGAAACGCUGGAGGUUGUUCGCCUUUUGGGUAGGCCCUAUGACCCAAACCUCGAGGCCGUUGACGGCAGCACGCCCUUGCAUGGUGCCGCCAUGCAUGGCCACAAAGAUACGGUCUGCUGUUUGGUCGAAGCUGGCGCUGACAAGGACAAGGUCAACCUUCAGGGAAACGCGCCCAUGCACGUUGCUUCCCUGAAUGGCCACAAACACAUCGUAAGUUGCUUGGCGGAAGCUGGCGCUGACAAGGACAAGACCGGCCAUUACGGAGGCGCGCCUAUGCACGUGGCCGCCAAAACGGGCCACACAAACAUCGUGCGUUUCUUGGUGGAGGCUGGCGCUGACAUGGAGAAGGCCAACUACGACGGAGUCACACCUAUGCAUGUGGCAGCCGCACGUGGCCACGAGGACAUCGUGCGCUACUUGGUGGAGGCUGGCGCUUCCAAGGACAAGGCCAACCGAUUCGGUGCCACGCCUUUACGCUUGGCCAUUGAAAACGGCCACAAAGACAUUGCAGAGUUCUUGUUGGCAGCAGGCUUCGCGCCUCCAUGA
Messenger RNA from Effrenium voratum, 828 nucleotides. The record is from the annotation of a GenBank genome assembly. NCBI's taxonomy places the organism in Eukaryota, Dinophyceae, Suessiales, Symbiodiniaceae.